GCUGCGGAACCCAAAGAGCAGACGAAAGCACGAGGAGUAUUCACUGUGGACUUCAUGGAUGAGAGAAAGAAGCAUUUUCACAGAACAAGUGAUUUUUAUUAUUUCUUUCCUCACAUUAUUGAAGUUUUUGACUUGUUUUUCGGCAUCAAAACUGUGACGGGCGAUACAUGCACCGACAGCUGGACUACAGUUUCAUUUCUUAAAGUGUAGCCUAUUAGUAACUGUGGAAGUCCGGAGUUCAUAUUGCCGUCUUCUUCUUCUAAAUGAGGUCUUAUUUAGGCUAUAUAAAGCCUCAUAAUUGUUUCUUAAUUACCAAUAUUCUCUUUUAAAAGUCACUAUACUGUUUACGCGAGGGCACCUCGCGCCUCCUGGAAUUACCGUGGAUUUUUUUUUACAUCAUUAUGAAGCGUUGUCGAGCCUCACAAGCGAUGUUCAACUUUCCUGUGAGAUUCUCCACACAGCCGUGUGUCCUGACGCUUAUUUAGACGGAUCACACAUCCACGACCAUUAGACUGCUUUUAACAACAGACACUUGUGGCACUGCACUACAAAUUUGGGACUUUUCAAGGGAUGGCACUUAUAUACUUUUAAUGUUUAAGGUGCUUCCCAGACACUUAAGAAGACAUUUAAAACCCACGAAACAGUCGAGAUGACAACAUUUAGUAACUGCACCGCAGGAGAGACUCGUGUUGAGAUGCUUGGAGGGGGAAACAUCUAACCGAUACUCUGUUUCGUGCUUAUAAAGAGAUGAAGGCUGUGUGUAUCGUCCUGUAGACAUUAAGGAAGAUUUGUCGGUGGGAAAACACUGACCCGUUCCCUUCUCCUUCCCCGAACCAACUUCAGAGGAACUGAAAAUGCUGCGUCUCAGCCUAGCUGGGCUCAUAUUGUUCAUUCUUUGCAGAGUCAUCGACAGUCGGAUGCUGAUGGAAGGACUGCAGAGAUUUGGUGCCAUCCCAACGUAUCUUCCAGUCCGAUAUCAGGUGCUAAACGCAGAAUCUGCCUUCUUCCUGAAAGAGGCCAACCAGGACAUCAUGAGAAACUCCAGCCUGCAGGUUCGUACAGAACUUUUCUUUAUCCAACAAGCCAGAAAGACGCCGUCGGUCAAUGCCAGUUACGGACCGCUGUAUGUGGAACAGCCCGUGCCCAUGGAGCUUCUGGGCCCAGGACUCUUCAACAACCCUUCAUCCACGUCCCCAUCAUCCACUUCUUCUCCACUCUUUAGUUUUAACUGGAAAGUGCAGACUUUCAUUAUCAGUGAGCGAAUCCACCCCAGUUGGCCAAAGGUUCAGGUUCUCUUCUACUUAGUAGGCCGGGACUGGGACGACUACAGUGCCAUGGACAAGUUGCCAUGUGUAAGGAUGUUUGCCUUCCAUGAAACCCAAGAGGUACGAGGCACCUGUCGUCUGAAAGGGGAACUCGGACUGUGUGUGGCUGAACUGGAGCCACUGCCUAGCUGGUUCAGUCCCCCUAGUGUCAUACCAGGUCGACAGAGAUCUCCAGAGCUGGUUGAAGGCACUCCCGUGGAGCUGUAUUACAUGCUACAAUCCACUGACACUGGGGAAUGCAGCUCGGAGGACUCCCGCAAGACCAACUCCAUCCGCACUGGCCAACUGGGUCCGGCCGGUUACUUCUCAGGGCCCACACCCAUGCGCAGGAUCGGCAGUGUACGGCUGUUCCAGCCACUCUCUGAGCUGCGUUUGGACAGUAACUUUGUGGUGAUGGUUCCCUCCAGACCCAUCAGGCAGAGGGAGACGGUGUCAGCCUUCCUCGCUGUCUCCACCCUUUCAUCAGUAGAGAUCUUCACUUUAAGGGUCAAGUUGAAGGAUGGUGUGGCGUUUCUGGGGGCGAGGGCCAGCAACCCGGUUCAGUGGACAGUUAGUCAAGACGUCAGGAGUGAGGGACACAGAGUGGUCACUCUGCACUGCCGUAGGAAGGAAGCCAACUUCGGAAAAAGGGUGGAGGCCGGUUUCCAGAAGGUUCUACAGGUGGAUCUGGAGGUCAACGGGUUGUUGGAUCCUCUGGGAAGUCGCUCAGUGACAUGGCAGAUUGAGUACCCCAUCUCCCGGACCCUCUCAGACGAGAUCCAGACCCUCAUCCGUCUGGCACCACAUGACCUUGGCGGCAUCGUGCCAUUGGCUAUGGAGACAGAGAUCCUUAACACCGCAGUGCUCACCGGGAAGACUGUUGCCAUGCCAGUUAAAGUGGUCACCGUUGGAACCGAAGGUACUGUGACCGAUGUGACCGAGUCGGUGGAAUGUCGCUCGACGGAUGAGGACGUGGUUAAGGUGUCCGAAAGGUGCGAUUAUGUGUACGUCAACGGAAAGGAGACGCGUGGGAGAGUGCGGAUGAUGGUGAACUUUACCUACAGUUACCUAAGCGCUCAGCUGGAGGUGAGCGUGUGGAUGCCUCGACUCCCCCUGCAGAUCGAGAUGUCUGAUCCAGAGCUCAGCCAGAUCAGGGGCUGGAGAGUUCCUACAGAUGCUGCCAGCCAGAGGUUUGGAGAGGAUGACGGGGAUGAAGGAGCCAAGAAGGACCGGAGCUGUGGUCCACAGUACCAGAGCACCACCGUCCGUGUCCUCACACACUUUGAGGCUGAGCCAGAGGAGUGGCAGGGCCAGCCAGACUUCCUCUUGGGCAGUGAUUGGCAGGUGGACGUGACAGAGCUGGUGAGGGACUCGUUAAGGGUGGGGGAUGAACGCGUGGCCAAGCUGUCAGAGGAACAGGUUCUGAUCGGUCUGAACACCGGCACCACCAAAGUUCAGGUGAUGUCCCCAUUGUCAGACUCAGUUCUGGCUGAGAGGACGAUCCGGGUUCUGGAUGAUAAAGUCAGUAUAACAGAGCUGGGUGUGCAGCUGGUCUCUGGCCUUUCCUUGAACCUUCAACUCAGCCCAGGAAGCAACAGGGCCAUCAUUGCCACGGCUACCACACAGGAGACCAUGCACAAUGCUAAUCAGGAGUCCCUUGUCAGUGCGUGGCUUCAGUUCAGCGAUGGCUCCAUGACCCCUCUUGACCUCUAUAACCCUGCACAUUUCAUCCUAACAGCCACCUCGCUGGACGACAAGGUGGUAUUGGUGAGAAAAAGCACCACCUGGAGGUGGCCGGUGGUGGUGGCUAAGGGUGAAGGGCAAGGCAUGUUGGUCCGCCUGGAGAUGUAUGGACCCGAAUCGUGCCUAAAAACCAAGCGCCGCACACUUCUGGCAGCAGGCAACGCGAACAUCUAUGUGAAGUUCGGCCGUGGCGAUGAAACGGGAAACAGUGCGAGCGACAGGAGAUACAGGCCCAAUGCUCCAUACUACGGAGGUUCAAUCUCAGACAUGGAGGCUGGAAUCAUGAACCGAGGUGCUACCACCAUCAAAACCUCCAUUCCAGGGAAAGCAAGCGGUGACAGGCUCUCAGCUGGUGAUAUUCCGGUUGAUUUCUCUGAAUUCCCAGCUCAAGGAGACCUUCCACCUGGACAUAACACAGAGGAUGACUUAAUGCAGACUCGCCGUGGGCUCACAGAUCUGGAAAUAGGCAUGUACGCCCUGCUAGGUGUCUUCUGCUUGGCCAUCCUGGUAUUCCUAAUCAAUUGCGUGUCCUAUGCCCUUAAGUAUCGCAACAAGCAGCUCCCAUUGGAGGGCCAGGAGACCAUGGCUCACGCCCACGACUGGGUCUGGUUGGGCCAUGACGCAGAGCUAUUGGAAAGCCAAGCGGGUUUGUGUCUUGAUCAAGAGGAGCUAGGCGGAACCAUGGACUCCGGGCUGGGCCUGGAAGAGGGUAGCCAGCUCCUCAAUGGCCUUUCCUCUCAGAAGAGUGUGCAAGGCCAGGUCCACAGGUCGGCCUCUGACUCGGGGUGCACUGGGAGAGAUCACAAGAGCGAGUCCAUAAACUCACCCACUACCAAACGGAAACGAGUCAAAUUCACCACUUUCAGCCAUAGCAAGCCCAGCAAUGGCUGCCCCUCCAUAAGCCCUCUUCUCAUUGGUCAGAACGACAUCAAAUGGGUUUGCCCAGACAUCGAGCUCGGGGACUCCAAAGAGCUCCGAAAUUACAUGGAAAGGUUAAAUGAAAAUGCUACUAAGAACAUCGCAUAGUGGGCUUGAAUUUAUUUAUGUAUUUUUCAGACAAAAGCGUAGCUCACCCAUAUGCCUUCUGGAUAAGGUGGUGGUUGGUGGUGGUUGGUGGUGGUUGGUGGUGGGAGGGGGGGAGGUUGGCCUGACUCUACUGCACUCAGACAAACUCACAUCUCACCAUGAAAAGGCAAGCCAUUCAUCUGGUCUUGUUUCCAUGGCAACUGUCAUGAGGGUUCAUCAUCAGGAAAGAAGGAAAACAGAGAUGGUUGUGAAACCGCUGAGAAUGUGAGAACAUUGGAUUAUGAGAAAUGUUUCAAUUGAGAUGUCUAUAUUUUCUUUUUUUCCAAGAAGAGGAUAUUCCAUUCUAUUUUGAAAUAUAUAUAUAAAUAUAUAUUUGUUUUUUUCUUUUCUUUUUCCUUUUUUUUAAUUUAUCACACUAAAGCCUGGUUAGUGGUGUUAUCUUUUAGUGAGUGAAUAUCUCAAAAACACUAAGAGCUGACAUUCAAACAUAUCAGUGGCACGCUGGAAAGCGAAGCAUUUCCACAAGUUGAACAUUGACUGGCUCUGACGAUGAGUGAGAACACCUUUUGUAGGGUUUUACAUAUUUUUAUACAUCUCUAUUCCUGUCCGUGUUAGUGCGUCUACUGUAUUUCUCAAAAGACUGACUCCCAUAUGUAAGAGCAUGUGAAUUCAAAGUAUGGACAAAAAAUGUCUAUUUUGGAACUUUUUCCACCAACAGUUUGAAUGAACAUGUAUAUACAGAGGAAGACUUCUGGGAAAACAGGCAGAUCAAUGACCCUCCACGUCUCUUUGAGAGCUGUUGAGCAAAUUGUAUUGUUGUAGGUAGUGUUAUCAAUAUUGUAUAAUAUGUUGUUUACAGUAUUAGAAUGAUAGGUGGUAUGCACUCCAAUUGCUUAUGUAUGUGUGCUAUAGCUAUAGCAUUUUGUUUUCUUUUGAUGUUUGUUUGUUUCUUUUGUUCCAUUCUGCUUAGUUUUUCCCCUUACAGUGAUUGCAGUAUAGAACAAGAAAUAUCUAACCUUCCUAAAUGAAUGUUCCACAGAUUAGCCAAAUAAUUAGGCUAAAUUUAACAAGAUCUGAUGAGUUUGGGACUGCAAUCCUGAGAUAAUGUGAUCGAUGCAGCGGAGAGACAUACAUACUUUGUUAAGAAAACCACAGAACAGUUAUAUGUGAACAAAUUGAUUAGUCAAACACUCAGUCUACAUUUGUGAACCAUUUCUAACCAUCAUAAAGGACGUAAUCAAUACUCAAUUACCCUUAACACAAUUUAUUUCAUAAACAAUUCUUAAAGAUAGCGUGUGCCAACUAAUUCCCCAUCCAGGUGUGUUGGCAUGAGAGUCGAUGCAAAUGUCUAAUUUAAGACUGUAUUAAUUAGAAUAAAGUCUAAUUAAUAGUAUAAAUUGUAUUAAUUAUUUCUCUCCGCUGUUCGCUGCUUGUCUUCUAUUUUAUGAUCCGGAAACAAGUUCUUGAAGACCACAGAGGAAAAAUUGUACAUGAGGUUCUUCCAGUGUUCAAGACGGUCUGGUGUUGACUUGGAAUACACAGUGAUCCUAUCAAGUCAGUACUCUUGAAAAAUGUUCCCCUUAUAUGUGAUUAGUCUAUGUUUGUUAUGUAGCAUUUGAGUUACUUUUCAGAUGCCAAGCGUAUGAGAAGUGUUUUUAUUAUUUAAUUGUAGUCUGUUUUUUGGGCUGAAAAGCACUGCCUAUUACCAUAAACGACAUGAAAACCAUAUUUUAAUUUAUGCAGUACAUCACUGUUUUCUAUUUGUAUAUUAAAUAAAACAUCACAUCCUGCUUUUCCACUUUUCCACCAGUUGAAGGCGCUGAUAUCUAACCCCUGCUGCCUCAAAGGGGUCAUGCAGGUUUUGAUGGUCAUUCUCUUUGACAGGCGCGUGACCCAAGUUUCCAAAUAAAGGUUAUAUCUUUAAAACUG
Messenger RNA from Ctenopharyngodon idella (grass carp), 6002 nucleotides. Its product is annotated as transmembrane protein 132C. Lineage: Eukaryota; Metazoa; Chordata; Actinopteri; Cypriniformes; Xenocyprididae. The coding region runs from base 855 to 4073 and encodes 1072 amino acids. The transcript is spliced from 9 exons. The record is from RefSeq and is a predicted model, not a curated record.